CAUCGGUAUUGAUCUCAUUAUCCUCGUUAUCGGUGUAGUCGCCUGCCGGCUGCGUCUGCCCGCUUGUGCCUUCUGUCUCACCCGCCGCCCGUCCUUGUUAUCGCCCCGUGGCCGCCACACGCCUGUUACUCUUCAUAGGUGUGUCAAAGGCGCAGCAGGAUCAUCCCUCCCACGCCGUCGCUGCGCAUCGCACGUCGCACAUCGCAACCCAGCAGCGUGCAAAACAGUCACUUUGCAUCUCUCUCUGCAUUCAGCUGCUUGAUUGCUCUCAUCCAAGGCCGCCGUACAGACAUCGCUGCCAUGUCCUCGACCUACCGCUAUCGCCUGCUCAACGGCUCGGCGUGGCGCGACCCCAGCCCCUCGGCCGCGCGCAGGCGCAUCAUCGUGUAUAUCGGCGUCUCAAUGUUCACCCUCGGCCUCGCGGCACACUGGUUCGUUGCGCCAGACGCAGUCAAGAGCCUCUGGGAGUCGACCAGCAGUGGCAGCGGCAACAAGCAUGAGGCGGCCGUACCGAGCGGCCUGGAGGGCGACUACCCCGACGCAUGGGACAACGGUGCCCCGCCACCUCAUCUAUCUACGGACCGCGUCCCCUCGACCCCCACUACCACCACAACGGCCGUAGUGCCCCAGGGCGACUACCCCGACAGCUUUGACGCGCCUGCGCCACACCCGCACCCCGUCGAGCACGAGCACGAGCACGAGCACACUGUCCAUGUCGAGCACACGACGACUAUCGAGGUCGACGAGCCAGAGCCGACCCACGAAUCCGAGCCCGAGCCGGAACCGGAGCCCGAGCCAGAGCCAGAGCCAACACCUGCAGAGGAGCACCACGACUGGCCGGCGCCGCACCAUACCAUCGCGGCGGAAGACCAGCGCCCAGAGGCGAACAACAAUAAGGAGUACCAUAAGAUCACCGACCUCGGCGAGACCGCAGACGCGCGAUACCAGAUCAGCUUCAACUCUGUCGAGUCUGGUGCUGAGAAGUUCUUCACGCGGCUGUACCAGUUUGCGCUGCGCCUCCCACACUCGCUCCAGCCUGCGCUCCUCGCGUCCCUGCAUGUGCACCUGCCACCCUCGCACGCCGACCUGUUCCCAGGCCCCGCCUCCCCGCCGCCAGCUGCGAACCCAGCAAUGGUGGCGUACAAGAACAUCUUCCAGACGGACUUCAAGGAGCCGGGCGAGCUCACGCACAAGUGGCGCGACAUGAACGCCGCUGACGGGUGGACGCUCGACUGGUACGAUGACGCGCGCUCCGAGGCGUGGGUGCGCGAGACAUUCGAGCCCGCCGAGGACAUUGAGAAGGGCGGCGUCUGGUGGGCGUACGACUACUUCAAGCGUGGCGUACUCAAGGCAGAUCUCCUGCGCUACCUCCUGCCCUUGGUCAAGGGCGGCGUGUAUGCGGAUGUUGACACCAAACCCAUUCGCCGGAUCGAAGAAUGGGGCCACCUCGACGUCGACGUGCUGGAUCUCGAGGAGACCGACGGGCCAGACUGGCACGACAAGCUGUCGACCAACGCGGCAAUUAUGGUCGGCUUCGAGACAGACGUGCACGAGAAGGAGGGCUGGUUCAACUACUGGCCGCGGCCGGUCGGCGUGUGCCAGUGGGCGCUGGCGAGCGCGCCCAACCACCCGAUCAUGCUCGAGGUUGUCCGGCGCGUGGUGAACGGGACGCACUUUGUCGCGAGCCAGGAGGGGCAGGACGUGCGCGAGCGGGACGCCGACCACGCCAAGCGCCAGACCCAGGCGCUCUCCGUCAUCGAGUGGACCGGCCCCGGCGCCUUCAGCGACGCAGUCUUCUCGUACCUCCUCGCGCGGUACAAUGUGUCCUGGCACCACGUGCGCGGGCUCCACCGCCCGCUGCGCGUGGGCGACGUCCUCAUCCUGCCCAUCACGGCGUUCGCGUCCGGCGGCGAGGGCGACUUUGACGACGAGGGCGCAGACUCGCCCCAGGCGCUGCUGCAGCACUUCUUGCGCGGCGGCUGGAAGGGCGACGGACAGUAAGGCCGGAGAAUAGAGCUAGAUCAGUUGUAAAGAUGUAUUGCUGCUGCUGCUGCUUGGACUCGGAAACGAGCGCUCGGCCCGAAGACCCGACGAUGAGAUCGAUACACAA
Molecule: messenger RNA, 2110 nt
Organism: Vanrija pseudolonga
Lineage: Eukaryota; Fungi; Basidiomycota; Tremellomycetes; Trichosporonales; Trichosporonaceae
Product: Initiation-specific alpha-1,6-mannosyltransferase
Exons: 3
Coding region: 301-2001 (566 amino acids)
Biological process (GO): protein N-linked glycosylation
Cellular component (GO): mannan polymerase complex
Molecular function (GO): alpha-1,6-mannosyltransferase activity
Source: RefSeq, a predicted model, not a curated record